This is a messenger RNA of Chenopodium quinoa (quinoa), 2437 nucleotides long. Its product is annotated as lycopene epsilon cyclase, chloroplastic-like. The transcript is spliced from 12 exons. Gene Ontology annotation, biological process: carotenoid biosynthetic process. Lineage: Eukaryota; Viridiplantae; Streptophyta; Magnoliopsida; Caryophyllales; Amaranthaceae. The record is from RefSeq and is a predicted model, not a curated record. Bases 177 to 1829 code for a protein of 550 amino acids. Gene Ontology annotation, molecular function: oxidoreductase activity, acting on paired donors, with incorporation or reduction of molecular oxygen.
GCCCAUGGCAUCCACUACACCACACAAUCUCCCACACAUCCUCCCAUUCAAAAAACGAGGAGAGAGAAAAUCCACCAAAACCUUCCACAUUCUUCCAUGGCAAAACCUCAAUCAUCACCUCCAUUAUUGAACUCACAUUAAUCCUUUCAUCUUCAAUCUUCAGAGUUUCUGCAAAAAUGGAGUAUUAUUGUCUCGGAGCUUCCAAGUUCGCAACAAUGGUGGUUUCUCCACCAUUGAACUACGAUUGUUUGAGGUAUAAGAUGAUUAAACAACGCCGAAGUUUCCAGACGUUUUGCUUGUGGAGAACGAAUUGUGCGAAUGUUGUAGAUUGUACGAGUAGUCGUAGUAGUAGUAGUAGGAGGAGUGGAAAUAGUGUUUUGAGGAGUGCGAAUAGUGAGAGUAGUUGUGUUGUUGCGCCUGAAGAUUUUGCGAAUGAAGAAGAUUUCAUCAAAGCUGGUGGUUCUGAGCUUUUGUAUGUUCAAAUGCAGCAGACUAAAGUUAUGGAAACUCAAUCCAAAAUUUCUGAUAAGUUGCCUCAAAUUUCAGACGCGAAUGAGUUGCUGGAUAUGGUGGUUAUUGGUUGUGGUCCAGCUGGUCUAGCAUUGGCAGCAGAAUCAGCUAAACUAGGAUUAAAAGUUGGUCUUGUUGGUCCUGAUCUUCCUUUUACGAAUAAUUACGGUGUUUGGGAAGAUGAAUUUCGAGCAUUGGGACUUGGAGGCUGUAUCGAGCAGGUUUGGCGUGAUACCAUUGUCUAUAUUGAUAAUGAUGAUCCCUUAUACAUUGGUCGAUCUUAUGGAAGAGUCAGCCGGCAUUUACUUCAUCAGGAGCUGGUGCAAAGGUGUUUGGAGUCAGGUGUCUCUUAUCUGAAUGCAAAAGUCGAAAGGAUUAUGGAAGGACCUGGUGGACAUAGUCUUGUUGCUUGUGAACGCAAUAUCACUAUUCCUUGCAGGCUUGUAACGGUUGCUUCUGGAGCAGCUUCAGGGAAACUUCUGGAGUAUGAAGUGGGUGGUCCAAGGGUUUGUGUACAAACAGCUUAUGGUGUAGAGGUGGAGGUGGAAAAUAGUCCUUAUGAUCCCAAUUUGAUGGUGUUUAUGGACUAUAGAGACUACACUAAACAGAGCUUUCAGUCGCUGGAGGCAAAAUAUCCAACAUUCUUGUAUGCAAUGCCAUUGUCGCCAACUAGGAUCUUCUUUGAGGAGACUUGCUUGGCUUCAGCAGAUGCAAUGCCCUUUGAUCUGCUCAAGAAAAAGCUUAUGACAAGAUUACAAACUAUGGGUGUUCGUAUCAUUAAAACAUACGAAGAGGAGUGGUCUUAUAUACCUGUUGGCGGGUCCUUACCAAAUACAGAACAAAGAAACCUUGCAUUUGGUGCUGCUGCGAGCAUGGUCCAUCCAGCCACAGGGUAUUCAGUUGUGAGAUCUUUGUCAGAGGCUCCGAAUUAUGCUUCUGCAAUUGCAAACUUGAUCAAGAAUGAUCUCUCAAAAAAUGCAAUUUUGCGUCAGAGGAAUGCGGAGAAUAUCUCAAUGCAAGCCUGGAAUACUCUUUGGCCUCAAGAAAGGAAACGUCAAAGAUCGUUCUUCCUUUUUGGACUAUCACUUAUAGUUCAGCUUGAUACUGAGGGUAUCAGGACAUUCUUCCAAACCUUUUUCCGAGUGCCAAAAUGGAUGUGGGAGGGAUUCCUUGGUUCUAAUCUCUCUUCAGCUGAUCUCAUUUUGUUUGCCUUUUACAUGUUCUUUAUUGCUCCGAAUGAUUUGAGAAUGGGUCUUAUAAGGCAUCUACUGUCCGAUCCUACAGGAGCCACAAUGAUAAGAACUUACAUGACACUAUGACAGUAAUACAGUAAAAUGUUCUUGGUGUAAAAAAGUUACAAUGAAUAAAAGGUUUUGAAGGCUCCUCAGACCUGUGUUGUGUUCUCCUUGUAACUCAAUCUUGUUACUGAUCUUCAUUAAAGACCAACUUUUCUACAAUUUCUACAGGCUCCUUGGAUUUUUGUUGCGCCCUCUGUUCUACAAUUCCACAGGCUCCUCGGACUUGUGUUGCGCCCUCCAUGUAACUUGUUGAUAUCUGUGGGGAGUAGAUGCUUUUCCUAGAUGAUUGUUCAUGUAUAUAUGGUAGUGGUUUUAACAAUUACCUACAAAUAAUUCGCCAUUGGGUGAUUGGGGCAUCAUCGACAGAUCUGAUCUGGCAGGGAGAAGAGAAAGCUACUUGUUUGUCACAGAUAGCUGCCUAUUCUGUUAAGAGCCAUUUGGAAGCUUCUUUGUUAUAAGGGGGGCUAAAAGUUAAUUUUUGGCCUUAUUUUUGUAAUCAUAAUAUACAUUGCAUGAAUCAUCAUUCCUUUAAAUAUGAUAUGUAAAGCAAGUAAAAUCACUAGAAAUCGAAAUGUCUAAAGGUAGUUUUUCCCCUCAUAUACUAUAUUGACUUGGCUGUGUCUGGUAAA